AUGUCUGCAGCAGAUACCAUCCGACUUGGAUGGAUUGGUUUGGGCUCCAUGGGCCUAGCCAUGGCAACCAACCUACAAAAGCAUCUCGUAGACAACUCACUUCCUUCCAUAAGAUACUGGAAUCGGACGAUAUCACGUGGAGAGCCAUUGAAGCAAAUCGGCGGCAUAACGUCUCAAUCGCCAGAAGACCUCGUUGAUAAUUGCGACAUAAUCUUCAUCUCCGUCAGCGACGACACCGCCCUCCAAUCCCUCAUCAACCAAAUCUCCGCCGUCCCCUCCCUCCCCAACAAAAUCAUCAUCGACACCACAACUGUCCACCCCUCCACCACCACCUCCAUCACCACCCAGCUCUCCUCCUUAUCAGCAAUCUACCUCACCGCCCCCGUCUUCGGCUCCACGCCCGUCGCCCAAGCCGGCCAGCUGCUCAUGGCCAUCGCCGGCGCCCCCGACGCAAUCUCUACCGUGGCCCCAUUCCUGCAAGGCGUCCUCGCACGCGCCGUCAUCCCCGUCGGCUCCGACCCAUCUCAAGCCCUCCUCCUAAAAACGACAAGCAACUUCAUCACCGCGGGUCUCAUGUAUCUCCUCUCGGAAGCGCACACGCUCGCCUCCGUCUCGGGCCUACCCGCUGAUACGCUGCAUACGCUUGUCUCCGAGAACUUUGGAACCUAUGCGGCGGGCGUGUCGGAGCGGCUGAUUUCGGGCGCGUAUUGUCCCGCCGAGGGGGAGGCGCCGCGGUCGGGGCUAGAGUUGGGGAUUAAGGAUGUGGGGCAUGGGGUUAGGGUGGCGAAGGAGAAGGGGCUGGAGUUGAGGGUGGGCGAGAUGUAUCUUGAUGCGGCCGGGGAGGCGAAGGUGUGGGGGGAUGAGAGGGGAAGGAGGAUGGAUAGUAGUUCUGUGUUUGGGGUUGUGAGGGCGAGGGCAGGGUUGGAGUUUGAGACGGAUGUUGUUCGGAAGAGAGAUGCGAAGGCGAAGGACAGUCAUGUAGCAGCGAAGAGUUGA
Molecule: messenger RNA, 996 nt
Organism: Parastagonospora nodorum SN15
Lineage: Eukaryota; Fungi; Ascomycota; Dothideomycetes; Pleosporales; Phaeosphaeriaceae
Exons: 2
Coding region: 1-996 (331 amino acids)
Molecular function (GO): NADP binding; oxidoreductase activity, acting on the CH-OH group of donors, NAD or NADP as acceptor
Source: RefSeq, a predicted model, not a curated record